Molecule: messenger RNA, 1512 nt
Organism: Neohortaea acidophila
Lineage: Eukaryota; Fungi; Ascomycota; Dothideomycetes; Mycosphaerellales; Teratosphaeriaceae
Exons: 2
Coding region: 1-1512 (503 amino acids)
Molecular function (GO): flavin adenine dinucleotide binding; NADP binding; N,N-dimethylaniline monooxygenase activity
Source: RefSeq, a predicted model, not a curated record
AUGGGUUCGCUGCCAAAUGGGCGCCAGCUCAACAUCGAAAGCGUGGCAAUAAUCGGCGCAGGUUCAUCUGGUCUCGCAGCUGCAAAAUACCUGCUGGCAGAACGAGCAUUCUCCCGGAUCGUCAUUUUCGAGCAGCGCUCCAAAGUAGGCGGCCUAUGGAACCAUGUUCCUCUCGGCCCCAAGGAUGAGGAGAGUUUGCCUGUCCCUCAAACAAGUCCAGAUGCUGGGCUGGACCAGCGAACGCAGGGAGGCACGGACGGCAGCCCGCAGUCUUUCAUCAGUCCAAUGUAUGACAGACUGGAGGCAAAUAUCCCACGGAACCUCAUGAGAUACUCCGAUCUGGAGUGGCCGGAGGAGUGCCCGCUAUACCCUCGGCAUGAGCAAGCGCUCGAGUACAUCCGCCGGUACGGCCAGGAUGUCGAGCACUUGAUCGAAUCUUCCACACAAGUGCUCGAUGUACGGCUCGACGAAGACCACAAGUGGCAAGUCAAGACGCAAUUACUCUCUUCCAGCAACGGCGAAAUCACCGAGCACACCUUCGACGCCGUUCUCAUCGCCAACGGCCAUUUCAACGUGCCUUUCAUCCCCUCUGUACCAGGUAUCGAAGCAUGGCACGACGCCUUCCCCGGAUCGAUCCUCCACUCCAAACUGUAUCGGCGUCCGGAAGACUACGCGGGCAAAAAGGUGAUCGUGGUCGGCAACUCGGCCAGUGGCACCGACAUCGCCGCUCAAAUUGCGAAAGUCUGCGCGCAACCGCUUCUAGUGUCGACGAUAGCGAAGUCUCCAUACGGACCGCCCGAUGAAUCCUCUGGCAUGGUAGAGAAGCCUGCGAUCGAGGAGUUCGACGCAGUAGACCGUACUGUCCGCUUCACCGACGGCACAUGCGAAAGCGAGAUCGACGCCAUCGUAUACUGCACCGGUUACUUCUACUCCUACCCAUUCCUGAAGUCCCUGGACCCUCCCGUGAUCGGCACAGGCAGAUACGUGCAGAACACAUACCAGCACGUCUUUUACCGCCCUCAACCUAGCCUCGCCUUCCUUGUGCUGAAUCAGGCCAUCGUUCCGUUCCCUUUUGCAGAGGCGCAGAGCGCGGUGGUUGCGCGCGUAUGGUCUGGCCGAGUCCAGCUUCCUGGUGAGGCGGAGAUGGAAACUUGGGAGAAGCGAACGGAGGAGGAAAGUGGAGGUGGAGCGUGGUUUCAUGUCUUGUUGUACCCAAAGGACGCGAACUACAUCAACUUUAUGCACGAUUGGGCUGCUACUGCAGACCAGCAGCAUAUUGAGCACGCCACGAAUGGUAGCGCGCAAGCGUCCGACAAGGCUACUGUGGGGAAGACGCCGCCGUAUUGGGGGGAGAAGGAAUGUUGGACGCGGGAGAACUUUGUGUUUAUCAAAAAAGCGUAUCAGGGAUUGGGAGAGGAGCGGCACACAAAGCGGACAUUGGAAGAUGUUGGCUUCGACUUUGCGGCUUACAAGAAAGAGAAGGAGGAAGAGGACAAGAAGCUGUCCUGUUGA